AUGAUGGACCGUUUGCGCAUCGUCCCCGCCUCGCCCUCAUAUUUCACCGGCAAGCCCGACUUCACCGACGACCUGCUCAAACUCGAGAACCUGUCGCGCAAGUACCAAACACUGCCAGUCCUGCCCACUGGAUUUGCACCUCGUGUCGCCUGGAAGACUUUGUCACAGUACAAGAUGAACAGCAACGAGCCUGUCAAAGCCGCUCGUUACACAAAGAUUCUGCAGGUCCUGCAACGAUUGAACUACAUCCACCCCAACCUUAUGCCCACAGAAGUUUCUGUCAUGCUCCGACGCUACAUGCGUGACAUUCAGCCAUUCCACAACCAGCCCAAGCCUGGUGUUGUCGACGAGUACGGCCGCGCUAGAGGCGUUGGCAGGAGAAAGAGCAGUAACGCUGUUGCGUUUUUGGUUGAAGGUGAGGGCGAGGUUCUGAUUAACGGCAAGCCCUUGACUCAGGCCUUUGGUCGUCUACACGACCGCGAGAGCGCUCUCUGGGCCCUCAAGGUCACAGAACGUAUGGACAAGUACAACGUCUGGUGUGUUGCAAGAGGAGGUGGUACCACUGGUCAGGCCGAUGCUAUUGCUCUGGCCGUCUCAAAGGCCUUGAUGGUACACGAGCCGUUGCUCAAGCCCGCUCUUAGGAGAGCCGGUGUCGUCACAAGAGAUCCUCGUCGUGUCGAGAGAAAGAAGCCCGGAAAGCUCAAGGCCCGCAAGAUGCCAGCCUGGGUCAAGCGUUGA
Messenger RNA from Aureobasidium namibiae CBS 147.97, 738 nucleotides. RefSeq lists its product as uncharacterized. The transcript has 2 exons. The record is from RefSeq and is a predicted model, not a curated record. Lineage: Eukaryota; Fungi; Ascomycota; Dothideomycetes; Dothideales; Saccotheciaceae. Bases 1 to 738 code for a protein of 245 amino acids. Gene Ontology annotation, biological process: translation. Gene Ontology annotation, molecular function: RNA binding; structural constituent of ribosome. Gene Ontology annotation, cellular component: mitochondrial small ribosomal subunit; ribosome.